Coccomyxa subellipsoidea C-169 is the source of this 1013-nucleotide messenger RNA. Its product is annotated as HIT-domain-containing protein. The coding region runs from base 7 to 552 and encodes 181 amino acids. NCBI's taxonomy places the organism in Eukaryota, Viridiplantae, Chlorophyta, Trebouxiophyceae, Coccomyxaceae. The record is from RefSeq and is a predicted model, not a curated record. Gene Ontology annotation, molecular function: hydrolase activity. Gene Ontology annotation, cellular component: cytoplasm. The transcript is spliced from 5 exons.
CUCAGAAUGCUGUCCAUCGCAUCUAGGACAGCUCUGAGGGUUCUUAACACUGCAUCGGCUCCGUCACACAACUUACAGCGUUCUCUGCGGGGAGUUCACAUCAGAAGGCAUUCGCUAGUCCCACCUCUCAGAAGAGCCAUGUCUUCCGAGGAGCAGGCCGCAAAGAAUGCUGCUGCAUCAGGGGCAGAUGCCGCAGCUGACCAGGGUGCUCCAACAAUAUUUGAUAAGAUCAUCUCAAAGCAGAUUCCCGCCAACAUCAUCUAUGAAGACGAGAGCGCUUUGGCUUUUCGAGAUAUUAAUCCUCAGGCCCCAGUGCAUUUUCUAGUCAUCCCCAAGCACCGGGACGGCCUCACACAGCUGAGCAAGUGCAAUGACAGCCACGAGAAGGUCCUGGGGCACUUGCUCGUUGUUGCCAGCAAGGUGGCUCUGCAAGAAGGUCUCAAUGAUGGCUUCAGAGUCGUCAUCAAUGACGGUGUGAACGGAUGCCAGUCUGUGUACCACCUGCACCUGCACAUUGUUGGGGGCCGCCAGCUGACAUGGCCCCCAGGAUGAUAUAGUCUGCAGGGCCUACACCGCUACUUGCGCAGUCUUAUGUCCACCUUAUUAGAGGUGCAGCACACGAAGAGGAUCAUUUUAUGCACGAUUCAGCCUGCAGCCGCUGUCUGCGAUGUCGGAGAGACCAAGAAAGGCUAAAAAAUUGUGCCCCACAUUGCUCAGUGCAGCCUGUGGGACAGAGCAGCCUGUGGGACCACAAGGAUCUGACCUGAACGACCUCAAUCCUGGAAACCCCAAUUUGUGAAAAGAGGCAACGGGACCAUCCUGCAGAGACAAUGUUGAUUAUUAUCGGGUCUCCCAUGACGCGAUGUGUACGGCUCGGCACAGAACAGUGCUGAAGUCCAAACGUUGUUUCCGUACAGCAGAUACUAAUCAUGCCUAGUAGGCAUGAAUCACGAGAGUGGUCAAUUGCUACUUUGAACAUCGUACAGCUGUAGACCCUGUAAGACCCUCUAGAA